UGAGGAAUAAUCUGCCGGGUCGCACCGCGUUCUGAAGGGUCCCCUCCAGAUUUCUCCGAGUUGCGGCACCGCGUCCAUGCCACUCCCGGAGCGACGACCCUAUUGGUCGGAGUUUUUCUUCCGUAAAGGUAGAGAGAAAGUGGAGAGCAGAACACGGCCUUCUGGACUCUAUACCAUCGCCAACCGAGGGCUGGACCGAUUGCAGCAUACUCACCAU
Geodia barretti is the source of this 217-nucleotide messenger RNA. NCBI's taxonomy places the organism in Eukaryota, Metazoa, Porifera, Demospongiae, Tetractinellida, Geodiidae. The record is from the annotation of a GenBank genome assembly.